Molecule: messenger RNA, 2972 nt
Organism: Myotis lucifugus (little brown bat)
Lineage: Eukaryota; Metazoa; Chordata; Mammalia; Chiroptera; Vespertilionidae
Gene: SPATS2
Product: spermatogenesis associated serine rich 2
Exons: 14
Coding region: 518-2065 (515 amino acids)
Cellular component (GO): cytoplasm
Molecular function (GO): protein binding
Source: RefSeq, a predicted model, not a curated record
CGGCGGCGGCGGCGGCUCUGGAAGAGGCGAAGGAGGCGGCGGAGCUGCUUACCUCUUCUCAGACCCCGGAGCGUCCCGGACGCGGAGCCCGGAACUGGGGGGGACGCGGCGACUGCGGGGACCCGGCGUCGAAUCAUCCUGGAGCGACAUGAAUGUCUGCAAUGAUAUUUCCUGACAAGAAGAUAAUAGAAAGAAAGGAGCUCACCAGUUAGCAGAAUUUCAAAUAACCAGGAUUUUGUACUUAACACCUCCAACUACAGACUUCUCUUGCCUACCUUUAAAUCAGAGAUAACUACAAUCAGAACCCAGACAAGGCAAAAGAAUACUUUUCUUCUAUAUCUUUUGAGAUAAAAGAAACUGCAAUGUCCAGGAAACAAAACCAGAAGGGUGUUCCUGAAUUUGAUCUCCAGCCUCCAAUUAUCAGCCUCCAGGCUUCUCACCCUCUACAGAUUCAUCAGGAUUCAUUUUCGAUUUGCAGUCCAAUACUGUACUGGCCCAGGGAGGAACUUUUGAAAACAUGAAAGAGAAGAUAAAUGCAGUGCGUGCAAUAGUUCCCAAUAGGAGCAACAAUGAAAUCAUCCUGGUUUUGCAGCACUUUGAUAAUUGUGUGGACAAAACAGUACAAGCAUUUAUGGAAGGUAGUGCCAAUGAAGUACUCAAAGAAUGGACAGUAACAGGCAAGAAAAAGAACAAAAAGAAGAAAAGCAAACCAAAACCUGCAAUCGAAGCAAGUAACAGUAUCCUAGAUUCCAGUAAAUUGGUUUCUAUUCAAGAGGAGCAGUCCACGCCUUCUCCAGAAAAAGGUGGUAUUAAUGGUUACCAUGUUAAUGGUGCCAUCAAUGAUACUGAGUCUGUGGAUUCACUCAGUGAAGGUAUGGAGACACUUUCAAUAGAUGCCAGAGAAUUGGAGGAUCCUGAGUCUUCCAUGCCAGAUGUGCUGGACAGAACAGGAUCCGUGCUGGAAAAUGGUGUCUUUGAUUUUGAGUCCAAGUCUUUGACUAUGCACCCUACUCAGAAUUCUCAACAAAAUAGGAAUGCUAUCAAAUCUCUCUCAAGACCUCAGUUUUCAAAUCUGGGCAUGGAAGAUGUUCCACUCUCCUCCACCAACAAAAAGCUAGGUUCCAAUAUUGAAAAAUCUGUGAAAGACCUCCAGCGCUGCACAGUGUCUCUUGCACGAUAUCGAGUUGUAGUUAAAGAAGAGAUGGAUGCUUCCAUUAAGAAAAUGAAACAAGCUUUUGCUGAAUUGCAGAGCUGUUUAAUGGACCGAGAAGUGGCAUUGCUGGCUGAAAUGGACAAAGUGAAAGCUGAAGCAAUGGAAAUUUUGCUCAGCCGACAAAAGAAAGCUGAACUUCUAAAGAAGAUGACUGAUGUGGCCGUUCGAAUGUCAGAAGAGCAGUUGGUUGAGCUCAGAGCUGAUAUCAAGCACUUUGUUAGCGAACGUAAAUAUGACGAGGAUCUGGGAAGAGUAGCCCGGUUCACCUGUGACGUGGAGACCCUAAAGAAGAACAUUGAUUCAUUUGGACAAGUGUCCCAUCCAAAGAACAGCUAUUCAACCCGAUCGCGAUGUAGCUCAGUUACAUCUGUGUCCCUGAGUAGCCUGUGUGAUGCCCCUGCUGCUGCUGCUGCUGCUGCUUCCACCUGUGCCUCUGGUCCCAGCCUUACAAGUACUAACAAGAAAAACUCGGCACCAGGAGAGACUCCUGCAGGCAGAGCAGACUCCAGUGGCCGGUCCUAUCAGCCUCAUCGCCAGGUGUUGCCGGGGAACCGACGAGGAGGACAAGGCUGCAGGCCGCAAGGCCAAAAGUUCAGUGACCCCACGAACCAAGGACAACAUGACAGUAUGGGUCGUUACAGAAAUAGCUCAUGGUAUUCAUCUGGUUCCAGGUAUCAGAGUUCACAACCCCAGGCACCAGGAAAUGCUAGUGAACGGGGCCAGGCGCUCUCUGCAGGGAGCAAUGGAACUGGAGCCAGCAUGGAACCCAGCCCACCUAAGCCCUCAUUCAAAAGGGGCCCACUCCCCCAGCGCAAACCCAGGACCUCUCAUCCUGCAGCUGUGAACUCUUGAGGGAAAUUCCAAUUGGCCUUUCUCCUUUAUCCCACAUAAUUCAACUUGAUAACUGGACUUUAGGAAACUUAUAGUUAGAUUUAAUAACAGAAAGACGUUUUCCCAUAUCAGUUUUUUUACCAUUCUAAAUAUUUCUUUCCUCCUUAUUUUUGGAGGGCAAUCUUUUUUUUCCCUUGACCUUUCCCCGUGAUUUGGAUUCAUUCUGAUUGGUCAUUUCUACCAGGAAUCAUGGGCAAUGAUGGCCAAGUUUCCCAAGGGUAAGCAGUGUUCUUCCCGGGGCACCAGGCCUUUCAGUUGCCCGCAGAAGCCGUCCUCAGCAGCCCCCACGGUUAGGCUCUCAGGAGUGGAUGGGUCGGAGCUAGUCCUACUGCCUUUCCAGUCUAAGAGGAGCCACACAUGCCUGUCAGGUUCCCUCUAAACAACAGUUUAACCAGGAGAGGCACUGAGGGGAUUGUGUACUGCACUGAAUUAGUCAGAGAAGUGGAAAAUUUAAUUGGUGAAAAGGAAAAAAGACUAGGAAAUAUUUAAGAAUCUGCCUCUCACAAAGUGCCUGAGAUUGACACUCAGAUCAGGGUUUCAGUCUCCCGCUUGGCAUGAUAGCUUAACCUGCAGUUUCUUCAAAAUAUCCAAAGUUUUGUUUCCUUAAUUUCCUUAGACUGCAAACGUGUCUAGGGAAGUCCAUGGGAAAAUAGCAUUUAUUUAAAGUUAAAAGAGGGGGAAAAGUAUUUCUUUGCUUUAAUGUUUGAAGAUUUUUGUUGUUAUUAUUCUCAUUCUAAAUCGUAUUCUUAUCCUGAAUCAAAUUUAUAGCUAUGUAAUUAGUGUUAAUCUAAGUGUUACUCAUCAAAAAAUUGCCGCAGUCAAUCUUUAGAGUUGAGUAAAUAAAAACAACUGCAUAAAUGUUCCCACA